GGUGGGGGGGUCUUUCAACUUGCGAUGUUUCCCUGUGGAAGUUGCCUGCCCCACGCAGUCAGCCCUUUCAUUGAUCCGCUCUGUUUCCUGGCUCUCACACCUUAUCCCACGGCAGGGCGAUGACGCCGACCAGAGACCGUCUCUUCAGCCGAUGAUAGAAUCCAGCGUGUUUCAUCCUGCCAUCAUGAAUCUGACAUCUCUCGCUCUGACAGUCGCACUUUUGGCCGCGACGAGCGGCCGCUGCUCCUCCAGCAGCGUACCCUCAUUGAUCCUGCCGUUCACCGAUUGCAUCCAGAGCCGAGGGAAAGACGGAUUCUACCGGGGAGCGAUAGACACCACCGAGUCCGGAGCCCGAUGCAUUAACUGGACCGAAGUUCCCGGCUUCAAGGAGCGGUAUCCGGGGAAAGGGAUUGGAGAUCAUAAUCACUGUCGCAAUCCAGACGGCAGGAUCCGACCCUGGUGUUUUUUCAGGAACCAUAAAGGCAGAGUGGACUGGGGCUACUGCGACUGUAAACAAGGUUCAGUCCGUCUGCAAGGAGGCCGUUCCAAGCUCGAUGGCAGGGUGGAGGUCUAUCUGCGAGGCGUGUGGGGGUCUAUCUGUAGUGAUGACAGUGAUGACUGGGGGGACAAAGAAGCUGCAGUGGUCUGCAGACAGCUGGGGAAGGGGAUGUCAGGUCAUGCUCGUACAAUCGCCGUGUCUCGUCCAGGCUUGGCCAAAAUACACUGGAGGUCGGUUAAUUGCCAGGGAGAUGAGCAAGACCUGCUUCUGUGUUCAAAAACUACCUGGAAUGGAGGAGAGUGCUCCGUUGCUGCAGCUGUCACCUGCACCCAACAACAAGUUGGAGGUCAAUCGAGGUCAGAGGGCACAGUAGAGGUCUUCCAUUCAGGACAUUGGGGCUCCAUAUGUGAUGACCAGUGGGAUGACCAGGAUGCGGAGGUCGUGUGCCGACAGCUGGGAUUCAGUGGUCUAGCCAGGGCCUGGAGCCAGGCACAUUUUGGGAAGGGUUCAGGCCGUGUGUGGCUGGACGAGGUGCGUUGCACUGGCAAUGAGCUCACAUUGGAGCAGUGUCCAAAAAGUGCUUGGGGUGAACACAACUGUCUGCACUCCGAAGAUGCAGGAGUAUCCUGUAACAGUCUCACAGAUGGUACUGCCCGGUUAGCAGGUGGUACAGGGAGCAACGAAGGCCGUUUGGAAGUCUUUUACCAUGGUCAGUGGGGAACAGUGUGUGACGAUGGUUGGACAGACUAUAAUACCCAAGUAGUGUGCAGACAACUUGGUUACAGGUUGGGGGAAACUCUUCCUUCUGAAGGAUUAGACAUCACACCAGUCCCACGCUUUGGGGUCGGGUCGGGUCCAAUUCUUUUGGAUGAUGUGAGCUGCACAGGAAAGGAGCCGAGCCUGCUGCUCUGCAAGAAGAGGGAGUGGCUCCGUCACGAUUGUACACACCAUGAGGACGUUAACAUGGCAUGCAGCGCAGAACGCAGUGGAGAGACUCUUCCCACUAGUGUGCCAGUGAGGCUUGUGGGAGGAGAGACCCCGAGGGAAGGCCGGGUGGAAUUGUAUCUGUCUGGUCAGUGGGGGACCGUGUGCGAUGAUGGAUGGACUGACCGCGAUGCUGAGGUGGUGUGCCGGCAGUUGGGUUACAGUGGUUUGGCAAAGGCUCGUGUGAUGGCGUAUUUCGGUGAGGGCACGGGACCCAUCCACGUGGACAACGUGAAGUGCAGCGGCGAGGAGCGUUCCAUAGCCGACUGCAUCAAACAGGCUCCCGGCACACAUAACUGUCGCCACAGUGAGGACGCCGGGGUCAUCUGUGACUACGGAGAACCUCAGCCCAGCUAUAAAGAAGUCAAAGAUCCUGUCAACUCAAUUUGUGGUCUGCGGCUCGUGCACACUCGCCAGCGCCGGAUCAUAGGAGGAGAGAACUCUCUGAGGGGGGGUUGGCCAUGGCAGGCCGCCAUUCGUUUACGAGGCUCCCGAGGUGAUGGGAGGUUGGUGUGUGGGGCAACGCUCAUUGACUCCUGCUGGGUGCUCACCUCGGCCCACUGUUUUAAAAGAUAUGGAAACAGCACCAAGCAGUACAAAGUCAGAGUAGGAGACUACCACUCCCUCGUCCCCGAGGAAUAUGAAGCAGAGUACGGCGUGGACCAAAUUGUCUUCCAUCCAAACUACCACCAUCAAAGCAAUGAUAAUGACCUGGCCCUGGUCCGUCUGUCGCCGGGAGCCGUGGACCAGCUGCCAGGAGAAUGCGUGUCAUUCAGCCGUCAGGUCCUUCCCGCCUGUCUGCCUGCUAGAAAAGAGAGAGUUCUCAAAGAAGCCAGUAACUGUCACAUCACCGGCUGGGGUGACACAGGCCGGUCGUACUCCAAGACUCUCCAGCAGGCCCCGCUCUCUAUACUCCCUCGCCGUUACUGCCAGCAGUACUUCGAAGGCGCCUUCACCAGUCGAAUGCUCUGCGCCGGCAGCGUACAGUCAGAGAGGCGUGUGGACAGUUGUCGUGGCGACAGUGGAGGACCGCUGGUGUGCGAGCGUCCAGGAGGGGGCUGGGUGGUUUACGGUAUCACGUCCUGGGGUCAUGCGUGCCGAACACAGCGGUCCCCUGGUGUCUACACCAGAGUGUCGGCCUUCAGCUCGUGGAUACAGAAGGUGGUCAGAGGUGCUGGGAGGAAGCAGUGGAAGAGAGAUAUCAAAUGACCGACUGUGGGAAAGGGUCGCAAAACAGCUGACAAAACAUUAAUGUCGGAUCCUGAUAAUGAUGUUAUUAUUAAUGUUGGAACUGAUUAUUUAGUCUUUUCACACUAUGUAAAAAAAGGAAUAAUAAGCACUUGUUUUCAUUUUUUUAACUCAUGGGCUGCAGGAUUUUUGAACAGUAUUAAACCUCAUUUUCAGAAUGUACUUUAAUUUAUGCAUACUUUUUUUUAUUUUACACGUUUUUAAACUGUUUUUGUCAUCACAUUUUACUGUAAUUUAUAAACUGUAUCAGCACAAAUGUUCAAAGGGACCACGUACCUACAGUAUAUAAGCACGCCUUCAUGCAUUCACAGGUAUGAAUUUGCAGACUUGCACACUAAACCUCAACAGUACUUACUGCAUGAUACUCGCCCGUGUUCAUUUUGAAAUCAUGUCAUUUUAUAGUAUGCAUGUCUGAUUGGGUGACGUUUCCUACGCGUGCUUUUGUUGUCAUUUUGUCCAAUUAGCAAAUUGCUGGUCGUAGUAUUCACUCAGGCAUUUCUGACUUAAACCUAGCCAGUAUUUAUUAACUUCUCGGUGCUGCUUGAUGUUUGCAUGAAAGGUAAAGAACAUACCUGUAAUUCAAAGUGUAAAACGGUGUUGCUUUGUGACAAUUUUGUUUUCCUGACACUGUGAUAUUUUUUCUUUUUCUCUGAUUACACUUAAGGAAGACAAUCUAGAACACUUGAAAACCAAAAAAGACACAAACUGUUUACUGGUGUGAUGUUUACUGAAUAUGUUAUGACUUGAUAUUGUACAUUUCUCCAUAAACUACGUUUUUGUAACAACAACUGCUGAAUUUUGUUAUUUGAUUGCAAACAUCAAACACACAUGUAUUUACACUUGUCUUUCUGUCAUUCUCACAAACAUUUGUAGUUUUCUUUUAAGCUGGUUGAAGAACAGAGUUCCUUUAGGUUUUAUUUCAUUCACUACAAACUGUGAGAGUGAGCACAGACUUGUUGAAUAAUGUACACACACAUUCACUCACACACACAUACUUGCUGCUAUGUCACAACGUUUGCGGCUUAGCGGCCAUUUUAUGUUCUCCUUUUCAUCUGAUUUAGAAAAAGUAACCUUUGGGUAAACUUUAAUAUUUAAAAAUAAUACAAAAAUUGAAAAAAUAGAAUAAAACAUUUCACUGAUAAUCAUUUUUUUAAUUUGAUUGUCAUUUAUAAAUACCGACACUUAACUCACAACUACUCGUUGUCGAAACCCAAAAUUAGUUUAAUCUUGACGAUUUGUGUAUUACAGUUUUAUGCAGUUUAAGGGAAAUCGGCUGGUUGAUUUCGUGAAAUAACCUUUUUUUAGUUGUAAAUUCUGUAAAGAACGUUCAGCUACAAAAUUGCCUCAGAACGACCCCUAGUGGCUAUCACUACACAUUACCAAACAGACAGAAAUUUUCAGUAAGUCUAGGUUAAAAUAAAUCAUAAUUUUAUAAAGACAUGUCACGUUGUGUCAGUAAAUUUAAUAAAUCAUGUAUUCUAUCUAAUAUUUUAAUUAUUUUCUUACUGGUAUAAUUAUAACAAUUAUAACAGUAAUAUAUAAAUUUAAGAUAAUACAAAUUACUAUUGUUUCACCAUAAAAUCUUACAAAUUACAAUAAAUUAUUCAACAUGUAAAUGAUGUGUAUCUAUUAAUAUAUAUUUGGUUUUUCUUUUGACCCGCUGCUAAAUGUAAACAAAUGCAGUGAGGUGCAAUUUCCCGACUAAAUGACCAUGGAACAGACUGGUUUGUGUAGUUAUUACUUAAGAACGUUUUCCUCAGGAUUAAGGAAAACAUGUUUGCCCUCUUUUUUAAUGCAUGGGAAGCCGUAAUUUUAAACUAAUGUGAACGGCUCUGACUGCAUGUUUUAAAUUAUAAACUGAAAAGCAGGAAUUGUGUCAUGUGUUUGGCCAGAAAAAAGUGUCAAUGUGGCCCUCCAAGGAGCUGGAGGUGGACGCAAUGGCCCUCUGCUCAUUUAGGUUUAAGACCCCUGAUGUAAAAACACUUGAGGUAGUUAAUCUGUAGCAGCAUGAGGGGGACGGUGACAUCAUACGGCUGUCAGCUGUUAGGCCACGUAUAAACAGAAAUGACGUGAUGAAGUGUUGAAGUAACAAACUUGAACUGCUAACCAGUGGAGUUUCUCCUUGUUCUGCGUCUAACUCUGGCUCAACAUAAAUGGUCGGACCAAAGCCUGUCGUCCUGCAGCCAUGGCACCGACACCUGUCAUUGAGAACAAGGCUGUUAAAGAGGCAGGUGAAGAAUCCAAAUGUUUUUUCAACCAAAGCAUUUCACUUACAUUUCACUCAGACAUCAAGGGACUGUAUUCAUUUGGAUGAAAAUACCAAAUGUCCUCCUUAAGCAGGUGUGAACGAAUGUCGACUUCAUCAAUAAACACAAGGACACAUCGUCAGUCAUAUUGAUUUAAUUUUGGCUUCCGUGUUCGUCACUUGGGGAUUUUUAUUUGUUUUUUUGCAUUCAGUAUGAGGCUUAAUAACAACAUUGUCCAGUGUUAAAAAAAGAUUUAGAUUUAGAGCUUAACGGUGACAGAAUAUCAGCAGUUACACUUUUAGCUGCAGUGAAUAACUUUUGGAUGGUCUUGAUAUUACCUGUUCUCAUAUGAUUAAUGGGAAAAGAUCAGUUCUCAGCAGCUUAUUCAUGUAUUAACUUUGGAUUAGUUCAACAGUAAACAUUAGAACAGUGUCAUCAGAAUCAUUAGAACAGAGAUU
This is a messenger RNA of Cynoglossus semilaevis (tongue sole), 5435 nucleotides long. It is a transcript of the gene prss12, whose product is annotated as serine protease 12. Gene Ontology annotation, biological process: proteolysis. Gene Ontology annotation, cellular component: membrane. NCBI's taxonomy places the organism in Eukaryota, Metazoa, Chordata, Actinopteri, Pleuronectiformes, Cynoglossidae. Gene Ontology annotation, molecular function: serine-type endopeptidase activity. The transcript has 13 exons. The coding region runs from base 152 to 2692 and encodes 846 amino acids. The record is from RefSeq and is a predicted model, not a curated record.